Messenger RNA from Drosophila takahashii, 668 nucleotides. RefSeq names its product Crustacean cardioactive peptide (gene CCAP). NCBI's taxonomy places the organism in Eukaryota, Metazoa, Arthropoda, Insecta, Diptera, Drosophilidae. The record is from RefSeq and is a predicted model, not a curated record.
UGCUAAGUGAAUCCGUCUUCAAACUAUAAAGGACAUCUCUUUUCGCAAUGAGAACUUCUAUUAAACUUUCCCUGAGGCUGGUGGCGCUCCUGGUUUGCCUGAUCUCCUGUCAGGCCGCGCUGGAAAGGGAAAACAUCGAGGGCAAUAACAUGGCAAAUCACAAGCUGAGUGGCGUUAUACAGUGGAAGUAUGAAAAGAGACCGUUUUGUAAUGCAUUUACAGGCUGUGGUCGGAAGCGUACUUAUCCCUCUUAUCCGCCAUUUACGCUAUUGAAACGCAAUGAAGUCGAAGAAAAGCCCUAUAACAAUGAGUAUUUGUCCGAGGGUCUAAGUGAUUUGAUCGAUAUUAAUGCUGAACCCGCUGUGGAAAAUGUCCAGAAGCAAAUUAUGUCGCAGGCAAAAAUCUACGAGGCCAUCAAAGAAGCCAGCAAGGAAAUCUUCCGACAGAAGAACAAACAGAAAAUGUUGCAGAACGAGAGAGAAAUGCAACAACAGCUGGAGGAGCGUGAGAACAAAUAAAUCGGACAAAUAUCGGAAAAAUUGGAUUAAUGGGACACAAAUGGACUGGAUAGUUACCACACUGGAUUUGUUAUUGUACAUAAUAUCUUUAUCUAUGACUCUUUGAAUUGCAAAAGAUUCUACAGCACUGGCAUGCAUUCAAUAAAAAUU